Dermacentor albipictus is the source of this 2700-nucleotide messenger RNA. Its product is annotated as dual specificity protein phosphatase 18-like. Gene Ontology annotation, cellular component: cytoplasm. Gene Ontology annotation, molecular function: protein tyrosine/serine/threonine phosphatase activity. Gene Ontology annotation, biological process: protein dephosphorylation. The record is from RefSeq and is a predicted model, not a curated record. Lineage: Eukaryota; Metazoa; Arthropoda; Arachnida; Ixodida; Ixodidae.
CAAUUCGAGCAAUUAUCCGACGGGUUGAGGCUUCCAUUAAAUGUGAGGUUGGUUGGGUCACCCGCUCGUCGCGGUGAACUCGAGUUCGUAACUCGAUGUGUAACUGGAUAGGCCUUCCAGAGAGGCCAAUUCGAUGUCGCUGAGAGCAGCGUCCGUAUUUUUCGCAGCAUAGGGGAGUAAGACGUGGUUCGCGACCAGCGGCCUGAUCGGCAGAGGAGGCCUUUCGAGGGCUGAUCGAGCACCCAUGGUUCUGUGAGCCCCGUCCCCGCCUCCUCAUGACUGACGGCCGCUGCCUCUGCUAUGGCUCAACAGGCCUUUGAGCCAAUAUUCGACGAGCGACUACCACUGCAAACUAUUCGACACCGGCUUUCCCGUGAGGUGUCGACAGCGCUGCUGCGCAGGAUGGCGUUCAACAUUAUCUCCCAGGUGACGGACUACCUGUACCUGAGCGGGUUCCGUGCCAUCACGCUCAGCGCAGUGCGCACAAUCGGCAUUACGACCAUCAUCAACUGCAGUACCGACCUCCCCGAUAUGCCCAUCGGUGCCGACAACAUCGAGUUCCUGCGCGUGCGCGUGGACGAUUCUCCCUACUUCGACAUGUCCGUCUACUUCGACCCCAUGUCCGAGCACAUCCACAACGUGCACAUGCGCGGCGGCCGCGUGCUCGUGCACUGCAUGGCGGGCGCCUCGCGCUCGCCCACGCUCUGCCUGGCCUACCUCAUGAAGUAUCACCGCAUGCGGCUGCGCGACGCGUUUCGCUACCUUAAGUCGCGGCGCCCCGUGGUGCACCCCAACAACGGCUUCUUCCGGCAGCUUAUCGACUACGAGAUCCAGCUGUUCGGCAACUCGAGCGUCGAGAUGGUCGAGAUGCCCAACCUGGGCCCCGCAUACGGACUCAUCCCGGACAUCUACCUCGAGGAGUGCAAGGGCCUCAUCUGGCUGCACAGCAUCAAGGGCCUCGGCCAGUAGGGGCCCCUGCAGAAACCGGUGCUGCGUGUACACAAGUCCCACCGGCGCUGCCAUGACCUGGAACUCGACUUGUGGAACAAACAAAUCUUGCUUGCUGUUCAUCGGGAACUACCUGUUGUGGUGAUCUGUGGUUGCGCUGCCCAGACAGUAAAUCAAGGAACGGCUGUGACCAAAAGCCAAGGAAGGUCUCUUUUUGAGCCAUCUGAUGGCAUGUCGAGACCAAGUGACGCACAUGUCAUUGAAACGGAAGGCACAGCAACGGCUUGUUUGGACAAAUAUUUUGACCCUUGGUCAGUCCAUUACUUUGUUUCUGGACUCCAGUGGCAAAACCACAGUAGUCAUGACAUUGAUGUAAAACAAGAUUGUUGGUGUUGCUUUGCACCAAGCCUGGCAGCCGAGCGAUUUUCUUGUCUUGGCUGUGUUCCUGAACACAAGUGCACUUUCUUCAUUCAUUCCAUUAUCAGCACUACGCAUAAGCAAAGCAUUGUGACAUUAACUGAUGCUAUUGCAAAUGCUGUGGCAAGGGCAACAGCCUUUCCGCUGUGCAACUUUGCAAUAUGCAAGCUGUCAUAUGAGCAGCAGGUAAAUCUUUUUCGAUAGUUUGACAGUUGACAGAGCAGUCAGCAGCUUAGACAGCACAAUUAAAAUUUACAGUGCCUCGAAAUUGUCGUAGAACACAAUAUUGCCGACCUUUCGUAAGCUACAAAGUUAUGCCACAAUACUAAAUCAUGUAGCCAUAAUGUGAAGGCUGCCUUGUAUAACCACAACUCAUAACUUCAGACAAGCACUCUUGCAGUAACUGUGCAACUAUUGCACAGGCUGCUAAUCUGUAUUUGACCAAAUCUUGCAUACAAAACUGUAGUACAGUUGUCUGAGAAGCAGCAUGGCUAUGGGAGUUCGUUAGAUAAAAAUUGGGUCGUACCACAACAACUUGCCUGUAUUUGUGCCAGCCAAUAUAAUGGCAGUGCUUGUCAUCAGUAGCUGGGCAGCAUCUUUGUCACAGCACACUGGCGCCUUUCGGCACCCUGAACUACAGCAGCAAGAUGUACAGUUGCACGGCAUGCGAAAAUGUGUGUUGCAUGAAAUGUUUGGGCUCUGCUUGUAAAAGCACUUCCGAGAGGCCAGUCAGGAUAUUUCUUGUGACUUGCAGGUCAUGUGCUCGUUUUGUGAGGAGUGCCCCGAGUGGUCACCUGUUCAUGUGGGUAUGCAACUUACUGAAGAAAACAUGAUCUCCCAGUUCAGUGAUUUCCUUCAUGCUCUGAAAGACUGAACUGUGUUGAUAGAACUGCUUCCAGCAGGGGUUGAUGAAACGCUCAAUCGCAUCCUGGCAGCAUUGGUGAACAAUAAAUUGAGCCAAAGAUGCCAAUGUGCAGCUUGAAGAGAUCCAACCUUGCUGUGAUUGUGGGAACUAUGCAAUACCUGUUGCGCACAACAACAUGCAUGCUCUUCCUUUUCCUAGUCAUCUUCCUAUUUUUUCAAAGAAAAAUCCUGUGAUAUGAAAACCAUUCCCACUAAAAUGUCUUGUACAGUCUGAAGUCUUGCAUUACACACUCGAGACUUUCAAAAUCUGUGCCCUUGAGUGGUAUUCCAGUGCGCUGCCAAUGGAGUGGAAUCUCUCAAAACAUCGUCGGCAGAUACGACAGCAUUUGCUUCAAGGACUAAUGCACCAGAGCACAUGUUGUUGAAAGCAUUUGUUCCUGUGUCUGGGACAUUAAAAUUUGUGUUGUUGAA